AUGACUCUAUUGAAGAGAAUUCAUCCCACUCCAACUGAAGAGUCUGAGUCCACCACCAACGACAAUGACGAUCAUGAAAACUCUCCCUACAACACUCUCACCUCAGAACAUUCCUUAUCUGAUGCAUCUAUGUUCACAAUGAACAUGUCAUGCAUUCAUUCCAUCAAAUUCUGUCUCAUUCUCCUCAUUUCAAGUCUCAUCUUGUUGAGAGUCAUUGUCUUGUCUGCCACUUGGAUUAGUUCAUUUGCUCCAACGGUCUUUCGUUUAAGUAGUUCAGAAAGAGAUGGUGAAUUUAAAAGUAUUAUUAAUUAUGCUGAUCAAACAUUGAGAGAAGUUGCCAUUGCGAAUGAAGCAGUGAAACAACAAUUGGUGGGAGAUCACUUUUCCAUGUAUGAUUAUCAAACAUCUGAACGUAAAAUGUACAGUGCUUAUAAGAGUGGUUUGAAAUAUCAAGAAGGAAUUAUCAUUUCAGGAUACGUUGGAGAUCCAUUAAAUUAUUGUUUUGGUGUUAUUUUGUGGACAGAUACCAUGCCAGCCACUUUCAAUAUUACUCCUGAAAUUCAAACUGUUUACUAUUGUCACAAUUCUUCAGAGUAUGAUUAUUGCAACAGAGGUUUCACUCCAGACGAAACGAUGGCCACUUUUGAUUUGUCAGUGAUUAUUGACACGUGUGACAAGCAUCCCAAUGAACAAGCAUUUACCUUGAGUUAUGGAUCAAUUGCCAUGCCACAAUAUGUGUUCAUUACCAUUUUGAGUUGUGUGGUUGACAAAAACGCCAAAUUGUUAUCACCUCACAAUUUCACGUAUUAUUAUGCAGUGGAUUUAACAGUGACAACCAUUAGUAACUUUUUGAAGAAUCGAACAAAAUCAAUUCCAAAUUCGAAAGGGUUCAUUGUUGAGACUGAAACUGCAUUGUUAAUUGCAAUUGACAGCGAUGUGGUCAUUACUGAAUUUGCUGCUGAUGGCAGUCUCAAUCGAAAAACCACUGAAACCGUAAACGAUUCUGGAGUACAAUCGAUUGGAAACACCAUUCUCUCUGCCUAUCAAAACGACUGGAAACAAAUUCCAUGCAAUUCCAUGAUUGUUCUCACUUCCUCCUCCAUGUACAUCAUGGUCGAGAGAAUGUGCACGAAAAACUACAUUGAUUGGGUAGUUGUCUUGGCAAUGCCUCAAUGGAAUUAUGUUGGUUCCACAAUGAUUGCCAUCAUUUCUUCCAUAUUUGGAAGUAUUCUCAUUGUCAUGUUUGGUAUUGUGUUGGGAGUGUUUGUUUCAUUGAAAAUUGUGAAACCUUUUUAUCAUUUAAUUCAAUUAUUUGAGAAUGUGGCUCAAAUGGAUCUCGACAAAAUUCAACUCAAGGAAAGUGCCUUCUCAGAAGUGAAACAAUUACAAAAACAUUUCAUGAGCAUGGUUCAACGCAUGAAAUUGUACAGAAGUUUCAUUCCAGCUCACUUGCUAUCUGAAAUUGAGAAUUCUCAAAAUGCUGAAAAUGGUACUGACAAUCAUGCACAAGAUAUAACAGACUCUACGGGUGGAUCUUCCAUGAAACAUCGUACCACCUCUCAUCGUCGACCUUCAGUGGCAGGAAGUGAAAAGAGUGAUUCUGGAUCGAGUUCACAAUCGAUCGAAAACUCUUCGUAUCAUCGAGUGGAAUCGAAAAAGAAGAAUGUGAACAAGUUUUCAUUAUAUAUGGAACAUCGAAGAGUUACAUUGUUGGAAAUUCAUUUGGAUGGACUCAAUGAGUGGAUUCAUGCGAUGAGUCCGUAUGAUACUGUGUUGUUAUUAAGCGAUGUGUUCGAUCAACUCAAUAGCAUUUCAAGAUUAUCUGGAGGUCACAUUUCCUCCAUUGAAAAUGAUUCCAUCACUAUUGCUUUCAAUGCCUCUUCCAAUCAAUCCAAUCACGAAGAAAAAGCGUCACAAGUCUCUCGACAAUUGCAUGACAAGCUUCUCUCUGUGAAAUACAUGAAAUGGAAAAAUCAUGAUCUCGUCAAAAAGAAACCUCAUCUUUACGAUGCGAUGAAUUUCCGAUUGGCACUCAUCUCUCAAGAAUGUUAUUGUGGAAAUAUUGGUUCGAAUGAUUUUAAGAAUUUCACAAUUAUGAGCAGUUCGAAGAGUAAUUUGGCAUCUCUGAUUGAAGUGUCGAAGAGAUUGGACAUUUCUAUUGUGUGUUGUGAAAAAGUGAAUUCAGUGUGUUCCAAAUUAUUUCAAACAAGAUUUGUCGACACAAAGAAUUGCGUAGAUGAUACAUUCAUUGUGUCUGUUACUUCGAAUCAAGAAUUGCCUCCACAACAUUCCACAAAGGUUUAUGAAUUGGGAGGUUCUUUAACUGUUUCACAAGAUGAGUGGAUGUAUGAAUUGGCAGAUCAACAAAAGAAGAACAAAUGGAAUUCUUAUAAUCAAGCAUGUCAGUUGUACUUUGAAAAGGAUUACAGAGGUGCAUUAGAAAUGUUCCAAGAAUUUUAUCAGAGCAACACGAAUGAUAAACCUGCAGAACACAUGAUUCGUUUGUGCGAGCAGUUGCUACAUCAUUAG
Molecule: messenger RNA, 2529 nt
Organism: Naegleria fowleri
Lineage: Eukaryota; Heterolobosea; Eutetramitea; Acrasida; Naegleriidae
Exons: 6
Coding region: 1-2529 (842 amino acids)
Source: RefSeq, a predicted model, not a curated record